This is a messenger RNA of Miniopterus natalensis, 6180 nucleotides long. NCBI's taxonomy places the organism in Eukaryota, Metazoa, Chordata, Mammalia, Chiroptera, Miniopteridae. The record is from RefSeq and is a predicted model, not a curated record.
AUGGUCAACAAGCACAAGCCAUGGAUCGAGACAUCGUAUCAUGGAGUCAUUACUGAGAACAAUGACACAGUCAUUUUGGACCCACCACUGGUAGCCCUGGACAAAGACGCACCAGUUCCUUUUGCAGGGGAAAUUUGUGCUUUCAAGAUCCACGGCCAGGAGCUGCCCUUCGAGGCCGUGGUGCUCAACAAGACAUCGGGAGAGGGCCGGCUCCGUGCCAAGAGCGCCAUCGACUGCGAGCUGCAGAAGGAGUACACGUUCAUCAUCCAGGCCUACGACUGUGGGGCGGGGCCCCGGGAGACCGCCUGGAAGAAGUCACACAAGGCUGUGGUCCAUAUCCAGGUGAAGGACGUCAAUGAGUUUGCUCCUACCUUCAAAGAGCCAGCCUACAAGGCUGUUGUGACCGAGGGCAAGAUCUACGACAGCAUCCUGCAAGUAGAGGCCAUCGACGAAGACUGCUCCCCCCAGUACAGCCAGAUCUGCAACUACGAAAUUGUCACAACCGAUGUACCUUUUGCCAUCGACAGAAAUGGCAACAUCAGGAACACUGAGAAGCUGAGCUAUGACAAGCAACACCAGUAUGAGAUCCUGGUGACCGCCUAUGACUGUGGGCAGAAGCCUGCUGCUCAGGACACCCUGGUGCAGGUGGACGUGAAGCCAGUUUGCAAGCCUGGCUGGCAAGACUGGACCAAGCGGAUCGAGUACCAGCCCGGCUCGGGGAGUGUGCCCCUGUUCCCCGGCAUCCACCUGGAGACGUGCGAUGGGGCCGUGUCCUCCAUCCAGAUCACCACGGAGCUGCAGACCAAUUACAUCGGGAAGGGAUGUGACCGGGAGACCUACUCGGAGAAAUCCCUUCAGAAAUUAUGUGGAGCCUCCUCUGGCAUCAUCGACCUCUUGCCGUCCCCCAGCACUGCCACCAACUGGACCGCGGGGCUGCUGGUGGACAGCAGUGAGAUGAUCUUCAAGUUUGACGGCAGACAGGGUGCCAAGAUCCCUGAUGGGAUCGUGCCCAAGAACUUGACGGACCAGUUCACCAUCACCAUGUGGAUGAAACACGGCCCCAGCCCGGGCGUGAGGGCCGAGAAGGAAACCGUCCUCUGCAACUCAGAUAAAACCGAAAUGAACCGGCAUCACUACGCCCUGUAUGUGCACAACUGCCGCCUGGUCUUCCUCUUGAGGAAGGACUUCGACCAGGCAGACACCUUCCGCCCAGCCGAGUUCCACUGGAAGCUGGACCAGAUCUGUGACAAAGAGUGGCAUUACUAUGUCAUCAACGUGGAGUUCCCCGUGGUUACCUUAUACAUGGAUGGAGCAACAUAUGAACCAUACCUGGUGACCAACGAUUGGCCCAUUCAUCCGUCUCACAUAGCCAUGCAACUGACGGUCGGCGCGUGUUGGCAAGGAGGCGAAGUCGCCAAGCCGCGGUUUGCCCAGUUCUUCCACGGCAGCCUGGCCAGUCUCACCAUCCGCCCCGGGAAAAUGGACAGUCAGAAGGUGAUUUCCUGCCUGCAGGCCUGCAAGGAAGGGCUGGAUAUUAAUUCCCUGGAAAGCCUCGGCCAAGGAAUAAAGUAUCACUUCAACCCCUCGCAGUCCGUCCUGGUGAUGGAAGGUGACGACAUCGGGAACAUCAACCGCGCCCUGCAGAAGGUCUCCUACAUCAACUCCAGGCAGUUCCCGACCGCGGGCGUGCGGCGCCUCAAAGUCUCUUCCAAAGUCCAGUGCUUUGGAGAAGACGUGUGCAUCAGCAUCCCCGACGUGGACGCCUACGUGAUGGUGCUGCAGGCCAUCGAGCCUCAGAUCACCCUCCACGGCACCGACCGCGUCUGGAGACCUGCCGCCCAAUUUGAAAGUGCCAGAGGGGUGACCCUCUUCCCUGACAUCAAGAUCGUCAGCACGUUCACCAAAGCCGAGGCCCCAGCCCCCAAACCAGCUGUCUUAGAAGAAAUGCUUCACAACUUAGAUUUCUGUGACAUUUUGGUGCUGGGAGGGGACUUGGAUCCAAGACAGGAGUGUUUGGAGCUUAACCACAGUGAGCUCCACCAGCGACACCUUGAUGCCACCAACUCUACUGCAGGCUACUCCAUCUACGGUGUGGGCUCCAUGAGCCGCUAUGAGCAGGUGCUUCGUCACAUCCGCUACCGCAACUGGCGCCCGGCUUCCCUCGAGGCCCGGAGGUUCAGGAUCAAGUGCUCGGAACUCAAUGGGCGCUACACCAGCAACGAGUUCAACUUGGAGGUCAGCGUCCUCCAUGAGGUCAGAGUCUCAGACAAGGAGCACGUCAACCACCUGGUCAUGCAGCCUCCCUUCCUCCAGCCUGCCCGCCAGCCCAAGUCCCAGACCAGCGUCCAGCGCAGUUCAGUGGUCCCAAGCAUUGCCACCGUGGUCAUCAUCAUCUCCGUGUGCAUGCUAGUGUUCGUGGUGGCCAUGGGUGUGUACCGGGUUCGGAUCACCCACCAGCACUUCACCCAGGAGACCGAGGCUGCCAAGGAGGCCGAGAUGGAUUGGGACGACUCUGCGCUCACAAUCACAGUCAACCCCAUGGAGAAACACGAAGCACCAGGCGGCGGGGCGGACGAGCCCGAGGAAGAGGAGGAGAUGGAAGAAGACACAGGCUCCAGCAGCAGCGACUCGGGCAGCGAUGAGGAGGAGGCGGAGGAAGGCGCGGGCAGGGGCAGGCACGGGCAGGGCGGCGCCAGGCAAGCCCAGCUGGAGUGGGACGACUCCACCCUCCCCUACUAGUGCCCGCCGUCCGCGUCGCCCACCCGUCCCUUUUGUAAGCCACACCUGAUUAUGUGAGUCUAUCACCGUCGCCUCUGAUUUCAGUGACACUCCGGGCAGGCCUUCCCCAGCCUCCCCGAGCCCACCCUUCAUGCCCUGGGCACUCCCUGGGCCCCAGCCCUGGGGCGGUUCUGAGAAGCCCAGCGUCAUCCUCAGCGGGGACUUCGGGGUGGGCUUUGUCCUGCAGCUCCCACUGUCCCUACAUUGGGCUCCCCCGGCAUCCUGCCAGCCAGUCUGCAGAGUCCUGCCUUGCUCUUCUCUGCGGGGCAGAAUGUCGGGCUUUAUGUCAGUCGCCUCCCCCGUUUCCGUGUUCCCAAGGCCCUCGGGUUCCCACUCACUGUGUGCGCACCUAACUCAGUUGUCUCUCCGCACAGACCAGCAGGUUCUCCUUACCUGCUUUCCAGGUGACUUCAUUCUGGCAGGGUGGUCGGACUUCACACACCUGAGAUCUUGGUCCUCAGCACUAAAGGGAAGUCCUUGUUGGAGGGAUUUAGGUUCAUAGGGAAGGGUUCACACGCUCAUGCACACGCGCACACACUCCCCCCAGUUGAGAGCCUUUCCCUUUGACCUUUCUGAGGCCAUAUAAGCAUAUAUGAAAAGUCCAAAACUUGGGCCACAGCAGGGCCUGGUCCCCAGCCAAAGCUCUCUGAGUCUGCCUGCCUGGGCAGCCACUGAAACCCACAUGGUUUCCCUGCUGGGGGUCCCCACCCCCUGAAACCACCAGGUCUAGGAGGCAUUCCACAGAGGCACUGCCGCAGGCGACAGCUGUGAAAAGCCUGCAGCAGGGGUCAGGAGGAAGGGCUGAUGGAGCGACACCACUGGGCUUCACGGUGGACGCAGGCCUGGGAGACAGGGCGGCUGGGCCGAGCCAGGCCAGGGGCCAGCAGCGCCACGUGGACGAGGCUCUGGCCGCCGAGUCUUACGAUCCUUGACCCUAUUCCACGCUGGUUGCCUCCUAAGAAAAUACAUUCCUCUUGGAUGCAUUAGAACAGGCGUCAACUGCAUCAAGUCUAAAAUGAAAGUUUGAAAAUUUAACUGCUAGGAAUUAGAAACAUUUGCGAUAACAGCUGCUUCUUUCUUCUCAUUAAAAAAAAAAAAAAAAGGAGCCAACCCUUUGGGUGGAGGGCAAAUAUAUCUGAAAACCUAAGUUAUUUAUUUAUUUCUUCUUCUUUUAAUAAGGAAACCUCUUCCAUCUCCUUCCUAACGUGGGCACUUCAUGGGGGGAAUUGUUGCUAUGGUAACUGGUCUGUGAUCUUUUGUGGCCAAGAGAAUAGCUGGCAAAAAUUAGGGCCAUUAUAGGCCGUCCACAAGGCUCCGACACCUCAGGCUUUGUCCUUGGCGUGUGCGAUCUGUCCCCAUCCUCCCAGUCUCCUCCAGCCCCCUCCAUGCGGCUUGGCACAGGCACAGUGCUGGUCCCUAGUCACCGGGCAUUCAGAUUCAGAAGGAAGUUCAGAAUCUGUUCAUUCUAUGCCCCGGGUCCCCAAAAUGAAGCUCAUGAAUCAUAUGUCAGUGUCCCCUAGUCUGACCUUCACCCAGGGAGGACCCACGAUAAGCCUUUGCAGCCUCUGAUUCCAGAAGACUUCCUUAUGCAGCUUUUUCUGUCGCCUAAAGUGUUUUUGGCAUCUGCUCCUUCCUUGGAGCCUCGCGGUAAUUCCGUGAGGGAGCUGGGACAUCUGUCGUCAGGCUCAUUUUCACUGUGAGUAAACUGAGGUUCGGAGAGUCAAGCAUCUUGCUCAGAGCCAUUUGGAGAUAUAGACAAGGCUAGACUCCCCACUUCCCACUCCUGGUCCAGCGCCCGCCACCCGGGGUCUACUUAUGUUCAUAUUCACGCAACUAACAGGCUUUACUGAGGACCUACUGUGUGCCGAGCACUCGCCCAGCAGCUGUGGGAGGGGGGUGAAGCUGAAUUAGAUGAGCCCCUUCCCUCAGAGUAAAACAAAGGGGCACGGAAAUUAUACAAGAGACAGACACAGAGGGAGGGGAGAAGUCACAGGAAGAAGAGGGGCACACCCACAAACUUGGCCAGUGUUCUUAUUUUUCCCUUCUUGGGGAAGAACACUGGUAGGGGUUUGGGGCUUUAUAUUCAUUGAAUGGGAAUAGACACUUCUGUGAAUUCUCCCAGCCAAAUAGCCCUUUUCUCCCUGGCUAAGUCCGCACAUCCUCAAGGAGAAAAUCAACAGGACUGCAUGGUCCUCAGGGUCCCCGGGUCUCCCCAGGGCUGCAUCACUCGUUCACGGCUGGGUGAGCAGUCUGGGGCACUGCAAAUCUUUCUAUGGUUUGGAGGACGGAGCAAGUGGAAGUGGCACUUGGCUAGAGUAGCAGAGUCGUGGACUGGACUUACAUGCAUAGAAACAACAGGGUCGUCAGAGCCCUUUCUGUCACCUCUUGUUAUGAAAGGUCACACUCUGUGUGCCAGUUCAGAAGGGGCUGUGAUGUAAAGGGAAUGGAAGCAUCGGGGAGUGUCGCAGUGAGUGGUGAGUAAUGUCCCUUGCCCUUCACCAGAUAUCCUAGCCACACAUGAAAAAGGUCAUGAAUCAGCCCAUCAUUUCCAGGCUCCAUAUGCUGGCAUCCGGGAACCAAGCUCCCAGAUGACCCGAACAUGCUGUGACCUCUCAUCCCAUGUCAGCAGUGGCAGAUGCAGGCCUGAAUCCAGGAGGAACAGCUGACUGGUUUGACCAGAGGCCAACCUGUUGCUUGUCUUUCCAAGUGCAUGGUCAGAUUCUGCUUCCCGGAGCUUGAAAAUAGAUAGGCUGACACCUCUCCAGUGACUCGGACAACCGGGAGGAGGGGGAAGGGGUUGAGACAGAAAAGGCCAGCACAGGAUGAGUUCCCUGGUGGAGCAGAGCAAUCAAUGAGCUGGCCACCUGUCUUAAGGCAUGCUAAAAUAUAUUCCAGUAGGUGUCUUCAAAUGCUAUGAAGCUGACCAAAGCCCAGAUUCAUCUAGAUACAAAAAUGUGAUUUCAGCGAGACCUCUUUUCACUAUCAGUUUCCUGAACAUACUCAGUCCUGUCGGGCAGGGCUCAGGCCACGUACCUCCGUGUGUAGCAAGGGCUGUGCCUUGCGGACAUGGACCCCCUGGAGAAAGGGAUCCUGGUGGGAGCAAUGCUCUCCAUUCCUGCACAUACGGCAGGACUGGCAAACUUAACCUGUAAAGAGCUAGACAGUAAAUACCUGGGGCUUUGCAAGCCACAUGGUCUCCGUUGCAAGUAUUCCGCUCUGUCGUAGCAUGAAACCAGCCGCAGACAGUGGUUGGCAAAUGAAUAUGGCUGCGUCCCAAAACAGCUUUAUUUAUGAGCCCUCAAAGAUCAGGAAGACUGCACUCAGAUUGUUUUCACAUGUCAGGGAAUUUUAUUACUCUUUCCAUUUUGACUUUCAACCAUUUAAAAAUGGGGAAACCUUCCU